CGCAGCUCCUGCAGUCUCGGCUUCUAGAAGCUUAUUGCGGUGUCGCUGGUCCUGGCUGCAGGUCCGGAUGCAGUUUCUGCAAGACUGUAAGCUGAAGCCUUGGAAUCCUUGAUAUUUUGCUGUCUGCAGUGCCUGUUGGUGGACUGGACUGAUACUCAAGUAGGAUCUAAAAGGGGCUGGAUCCUGCUGGUGAUACACACUGCAAGCUGUAAUACCUUUGAACAAGAUGACAGCCAUCUCCCCAGACCCUCUAACUCUGGCCUUAAGUGAACACAACAAGGUCCUAAGAAUGGAUACUCCUGGGGAUCAAGAAGCUGUCCCAAGAGAAGACACUGCUGACCCAGAGUCUUUCAGACAGAGGUUCAGGUGGUUUUGUUACUCAGAAGUGACUGGACCUAGAAAAGCCCUGAAUCAACUCUGGGAGCUCUGCAUUCAGUGGCUGAGGCCAGACAUCCACACAAAAGAACAGAUUUUAGAAAUUCUGGUGUUUGAGCAAUUCCUGACCAUUCUGCCUGGGGAGAUCAGGAUUUGGGUAAAGUCACAACAUCCUGAGAAUAGUGAGGAAGUGGUAACCCUAAUAGAGGAUUUGACACAAAUGCUUGAAGAAAAGGAAGAUCCAGUCUCUCAAGAUUCUGUUGUUUCCCAAGAGGAGAACCCUGAAGAAGAUAAAAUGGUAUCUGUCCUUCCAAAUACUGAGUCGAGGGAUUCCAUCACAUUCAAGGAUGUGGUUGUGAACUUUUCCAGAGGAGAAUGGAGGAAACUGGAGCCUUUUCAAAAGGAGUUAUAUAAAGAGGUACUACUGGAGAACUUCAGGAACCUAGAAUUUCUGGGCUUCCCAGUGUCUAAAUUAGAUUUGAUUUCCCAACUGAAGUGGGUUGAACUACCAUGGCUACUGGAACAAGAAGUGUCAGAAGGCUCCAGACCAGAGGAUGAAUUGAAGGAAUCUGUUCGAAAUCAAGAUGUUCUUAUGGAAGAAUCGACUUUAGAUAAAAUAAUAGAAAGAUACCUAACGGGUGGUGAUUAUGGCUUGAAGGGAGAAUCCAGAAAACGUUAUGGCAGAUUAGAGGAUCGUAGUCAUAAGGAAUAUUCACAAGUAGCAGUCACACAAAAGAAAAGUCAUGGGAGAGGCAGUAAGGGUGAGGAAUUUGACCCAGACAAGAGCCCUUUUGGAAGUAAUUUCAAACAAAAUUCGGACAUAAUUAAACAUUUGAGAGUCUACUUAAGGAAGAAAUCUCGGAGAUAUAAUGAAGGCAAGAAACCCUUCAGUUUUCAUUCAGACCUUCUGACCCGCAAAGAACAUACUGGAGAAAAGCCACGGAAAUGUAAUGAAGGCAGGAAAGUCUUAAGUCACUCUUCAUCUCUUACUGAACAUCAAAAACAUCAGAAAAUUCAUUUGGGGGGUAAGUCCCAGAAGUGCAGUAGCUGUGGGGUAGCCUUUACUCAAAACUCAUCUCAUACUAAGAGAAAAAACUCCUCUACCUGUGAAAAGUGCUGGAAGGAUUUGUGUCAAGAUGAAACUUUAAAUAAAGAUGAGGGAAGUGAGACUGGAGAGAGAACCCAUAAAUGUAGCAAAUGCGGAAAAGCCUUCAGCUAUAGUGCCUCACUGACCAAACACAGGAGAAUUCACACUGGGGAGAAACCGUAUAUGUGCAAUGAAUGUGGAAAAGCUUUCAGUGACAGUUCCUCACUCACACCACAUCACAGAACUCAUAGUGGAGAGAAACCCUACCAAUGUGAUGAUUGUGGAAAAUCUUUCACCCUGAGUGCCCACCUCAUUAAACAUCAGAGAGUUCAUACUGGAGAAAAACCCUAUAAGUGUAAAGAAUGUGGGAGACCCUUUAGUGACAGUUCAUCUCUUAUUCAACAUCAACGAAUUCAUACUGGAGAAAAACCCUACACAUGUAACAAUUGUGGAAAGUCCUUCAGUCAUAGCUCAUCCCUUUCCAAACAUCAGAGAAUUCAUACUGGAGAGAAACCCUACAAAUGUGGUGAGUGUGGAAAAGCCUUUAGACAGAAUUCUUGCCUUACCCGACAUCAGAGAAUCCACACUGGAGAGAAACCAUAUUUGUGUAAUGAUUGUGGGAUGACUUUCAGCCAUUUUACAUCUGUAAUUUAUCAUCAGAGACUUCAUUCAGGAGAAAAACCCUACAAAUGUAAUCAAUGUGAGAAAGCCUUCCCUACCCAUUCCCUCCUGAGUCGUCAUCAGAGAAUUCAUACUGGUGUGAAACCUUAUAAAUGUAAAGAAUGUGGGAAAUCCUUCAGUCAGAGUUCAUCUCUCAAUGAACAUCAUCGGAUUCAUACUGGAGAGAAGCCCUAUGAAUGUAACUAUUGUGGAGCGACCUUCAGUCGAAGCUCAAUCCUUGUAGAACACCUAAAAAUUCAUACUGGCAGAAGAGAAUAUGAAUGUAAGGAAUGUGAGAAGACAUUUAAAAGUAAUUCAGGCCUCAUCAGGCAUCGAGGAUUUCACUCUGGAGAAUAAUUCUUGGAAUAUAGUAAGGUCAGGGGAGAUUUAGUCAAAAUGGCCCCUUACUUAAAACCUGCCAUGUAAACCAACACAGUGUUGAUCAGUAGCUGCAACUGUGAUGUGUUAGCAGCUGGGAAAAAUACACUUUCCAUUUACCCAAAUUUUUUUUGUCAGCUUUUGGUAGAUAGUAAUAACAGUUUGUAAAGUCAUGUGGAAAGUGGAGAAAGCAGAAUGAGAUGUGAAAUAAUUCUAAAAGGCUAAAUGUGAACCUAAGCAGGAGAGGGGUGCACAGACCCCACUUACUAACCACUUUUUUUCAGGUUUCCCUUUCUCCUAGCUUCAACUUCUGUUACCAAGUAGUAUAGUAGAAAAUGACAAUUCACAUAACUUGGGUUCUGUCCCAGUUUGCCAAUUCACUGUAUAACCUUGGGCAAAUCAUUUGACCUUUCUAAACUAGGUUCUUCACUCAUAGAAUGAGAGGGUAGAACUAAUGAUUUCUAAGGUUUUUCUUCUUGGUACCUCUGAUAUUCUCUGAAGCUAUGGGAAUAAGCUAAACGUCUUUGAUUCAUUGGAAUUUCCAAAUUUCUCUAGUAUAAAAUUACUCAUUUUGGAUACUGAACGUCUAGUUUAAUGAGAAUGCAAUGUACUUUUUGAGUACUUGAGCCAGAAUCGUUAAAAUGCUGUUAAUGGAAACAAGUCAGUGAAGCUCAGACAAGUUUGUCUUCAGGGAAUGUUGUAUUGGACAAAUCACCCCAACCUGUGUUGCUCUGGGCAUUGGCUAAGGGGUUUGGGAAUCUAGAGGGCAUGCACCUGAGCCAUCGAGCCAGGAGAGUAGUUCUAGAAAAAUAGAUGGGGGAGGGAAGGAGGAGGAAAUGGGAGCUGAACACAGCUAUUCUGGAUGGAUUGUGUUUUGCAAAAUAGAAUCCUAUUUUUUAAAGUUUACCCAUACUAAAUACAGAUUCCUUUAUUUGGAGUGUAAACAUUCUGUAUGGUAAAGGUUACAAACUAUAUUUGGGCCAUUUGACAUGUUUUAGUUGGUCUUUAUGGUAAGGUGUGCGUGUGUGUGCAUGUGUGUGUGUGUGUAUGUAAUUGGCACCAUUUAAAAACCAGGAAACUUUAUUUUAAAAACUUGUUUUGAAAACUAUAAGGGCUGACAACACUGGGACCAUGUAUCAGUGGGCAGUUAGCUAGUUUUGUGUAGCAGCUGCUUCCUUCAUUUGGGGAAUCUACUCUUUUAUGUACCAAGUUCUCAUUUGUAUUACUUGCCCACCUUAGGAAUUUGAUACUAUGAUCUCCUACCAUCUGUAGAAUACAUAUUCUAAAAUCUAUAUAAAGAGACUCUAUUGACAGUAAAAUUCAGGAAAAGACUAUAGAAAUGGUACAGAAUAAAUUUUCAGUUACAUUUUCUGUUGUGAAAUUAGACGUCAAAGGAAUGGAUAGAUGGUAGCAGAUUAUUCCUUGUAAAAUUCACUGGUGGAGUCAGAAUAAUAAUUUCUAACCGAAAAAGGUACUAAAAGCCCUGAGGCAGUUAGGUUUGGUCUCAGGUCAUAGGGUCCUGGAGGACCCCCACAGACUCAACAGUAGUACAAAGUUCCUCAAGAUAAAAGUUGAGGUCACUCUUAUAAAGAGAGAAGUAAUCCAGACAACUUCAAGUGUACGAAAGUGUAGAACUCCUUAAUGUUUUAUAGGAGCCACCUCCUAUAUAAAAGAGAACUAACCUAGAAAACUUUCAGUUUACGAAAGUGAAGAGAUCUUAAAUGUUCUGUGACUCAGCAAUAUUUGCUGUGAUUUAAUGAGUUUCGGUUUACAAUGCUACCUCUGGAUAAUGUUGGUUCUUCCUUGUGUCCCCACUUCCCCCCAAGGCCUCGAGUUCAAAUAUUGCUGUGUGAUAAACCUGCAUAGUUAUUGCCAAAUGGACUAACCAGAGAUGUUCUAGCCAUGAAAAGAAUAUGGCCGAGGAGAGUCAUUUACCCUCAUUUUUCUUCUGAAAAGAUACAAACCCUGGUUUUUUCCUGAAAAUAUGUAAUUUAUAGGAAUAAUUAAAUACCUAACAUUCUUGAGGUUUGUUCCAGGAUGCUUACUGUAGUUUCAUCUCCCACAUUCAUCAGAGAUGUUUUAUACCAACAUCAGUGGGGAAUCUGGAACAGAAACUUUUUUUUUACAACUUAUUGAGGUGUAAAUUAUCUCGUAAUUUCAUAAAAGGCAUUCCAGGUAUCCAAUUCAGUGAGUUUUAGCAAAUUCACGGAGUUGUGCAGUCGUUGUCAUAAUCCACUUUCAGAGCAUGCCAUCACCUCGUUAAGAUCCCUCAUGCUCAUUUUCAGUUAAUCUGCAGCCCCACCCCUAAACCCAGGCACCACAAAUCAGUCUACACCCUGACUCUGUAGAGUUGCUUUUUCUGGACGUUUUACACAAAUGGAAUCACAGGUGGUCUUUUUCUAGUUUUUCACUAAAUGAAAAGUUCACCCAUAUUGUAGCAUAUCCAUCCUACAUUCCUUUUAUUGUGAAAUAUCUCAUGUUAUGGGUAUACAAUAUUCUGUCCAUUUACCAGUUGAAGGACAUUUGGCAAUUUCCAGUGUUUGACAGUUAAAAAUAAUGCUGCUUUUUGAACAUUAGCUUGUUAAGUCUUUGUAUAGACUUGUUUUUAUUUUUCUUAAGUAGGUAUCUGAAUUGCUGGCUCUAAUGGUAACUUUUUUGUUUAACUUUUUAAGAAAUUGCCAAAUUGUUUUCAAAGGGGCUACAGCAUUUUACAUUCUGAGCAGCAGUGUGUGAGGGUUCCUGUUUCUCUACUCUCUCACCAACUCUUGUUACUGUCUGUGUUAUUUUAACCAUCCUAGUGGUUGAAGUAAUAUUUUUGUGGUUUUUAUUUGCAUUUCCCUGGUGGCUAAUGAUGUUAUGUGCUCCUUAGCUAUUCACAUAUCUUUUUUGGUUAAAUGUUUAUUCAAAUAUUUUGUCCAUUUAAAAAAGUUGGUUGUUAUUAUUGAGUUGUAGUUCUUUUUCUACAGACAAGUUUUUAUCUAGUAUGAACUUUCUGAAUUCCACGUAUUAGCUACAGAGGGCAACCUCAAACCCUGCUGCAUGAUAGUUAUCAAAAGCUUGUUUUCAAUAACUAUGUAUAGUUGCCUAAAGGAUAUUUAAUCCUUAAAAUACUUAAAUUAUUUUUGUAUUACAUCAAAUCAUACAAAGGUUUUAAACUUCUUUUGACUUCAUAUAGAAUUGCUUUUAUUAACCUGUAUUUGUGCUAUUUAUCUUCAUCAGUGUGUAUUAAAAUCGUCCUAUGACACAUUGUACUUUAAAAUGAAGACCUUGCUUCUUAAAAUUUUGCCUCUUAAUGUGUUUCUGCUGAAGGCAUUUCUUUCAGGUCACAGGACAGGACAAGGCUUCUCCUGCCAACAAAUUACUCUAAUUUACCAUUAAAUUCUUGUUGAUGUGGGAAAACACACAUGACAUAAAAUUGACCAUUUUAGCCCUUUUGUGGGGUACAGCUCAGUGCCAUUAAGUACAUUCAGUUUGUUGUGCAACCAUCACUACCAUCCAUCUGCACAGCUUUUCUAUCAUCCUGAACUGAAACAACUCAGAAAUAACUCCUCAUGCUCUGCCUCCCAGCCCCUGGUAACCACUAUUCUGUUUUCUGUCUCUGUGAAUUUGAUUAUUCUAGGUACCUCAUAUAAAUGGAAUUAUUUACUAUUUUUCUAGGUACCUCAUAUAAAUAAAAUUAUUUAGUAUUUGUCCUUUUGUGUCUGGGUUGUUUCAUUUAGCAUGAUGCUUUUAAGGUUCAUGUUAUAUAGCAUAUGUCAGGAUUUCAUUCCUUUUUAAGGAUGAAUAAUAUUCCAUUGUAUGUCUACACCACGUUUUCUUAUCUAUUCAUCCAUCAGUGGACAUUUAGGCUAUUUGCUCUAUAUUUGGCUAUUGUUAAUAACACUGCUGUGAAUGGUGGUGUAAAUAUUUGUUUGAGUCCCUGUUCUUAUUUCUUCAUGAAUGUUCUUAAUGGCAUCAAAAAUGGUGAAUCCUUUCCAGAAGGUUAUCGAUUUACUGCCCAAUUCCAUCAGGGGAAUCAUUACCUGUGGCAGGUACAGCCUUUCAAAGUAUAUUUCUUAAAUAAUACUUGAAAGUUGAGAUUACCCCUUGACCCACAGUUACAGAAUGGAUGUUAUAUGAGCAAGCAUGAAAGCAAUAAUCUCGUACAUCUCCAUUAGAGCUCUCGGGUGACCAGGUGCAUUGUCCAAGAGAGGUAAAAUUUUGAAAGCAAUCCUUUUUUCUGAACAGUAGGUCUCCACAUUGGGCUUAAAAUAUUCAGAAACCCAUGUUGUAAACAGAUGGUGCUGCCAUCAGGCUUUGUUCAUUUAUAGAGCACUGGCAGAGUAGAUUGAGCAUAAUUCUUAAGGGCCCUGGGACUUUCAGAAUGGCAAAUGAGUAUUGGCUUCAACUUUGUUAUCAGCUGCGUUAGCCCUUACGGGAGUCAGCCUAUUCUUCAGAGCUUUGAAACCAGGCAAUGACUUCUCUGUAGCUAUGUAAGUCCUAGUGGUGUCUUCUAGUAUAAAGCUGUUGUUUCAUCUACGUUGAAAAUCUGUUCAGUGUAGCCGUCUUCAUUGACCAUCUUAGAUCUUUUAGAUAAUUUGCUGCAGCUUCUACAUCAGCACUUGCUGCUUCACCUGCACGUUUAUGUUAUGGGGACAGCUUUUUUCCUUAAACCCCAUGAACCAACCUCUGCUAGCUGCCAGCUUUCCUCCUGCAGCUUCCUCACCUCUCAGCCUUCAUGGAAUUGAAGAGAGGGCCUUGCUCUGAAUUAGGUUUUGGCUUAAGGGAAUGUUGUGGCUAGUUUGAGCUUCUAUCCAGAAGCCAAAGCUUUCUUCCUAUCAGCAACCACACUGUUUCACUUAUCAUUCAUGUGUUCACUGAAGUAGCACUUUUAAUUUCCUUCAAAAACUAUUCCUUUGCAUCCAAAACUUGGCCCAUUGGCAUAAAAGGCCUAGGUUUUGGCCUGUCUUGACUUUUGACAUGCCUUCCUCACUAAGCUUAAUCAUUUCUAGGUUUUGACUUGAACACUUAGAGGCCAUUGUAGGAUUACUAAUUGAGCCAAAUUCAAUAUUGUUAUGUCUCAGGGAAUAGGGAAUCCCGAAGACAGGGAGAGAGAAAGGUUUGGUUGGUCAGUAGAGCAGCCAGAACACACAUUAAGUUCAUUGUCAGAUGGGUGCAGUUCGUGUUGCCCCAAAAUAAUUAUAAUAGUAACAUAAAAUAUCACUGAUCACAGAUCACCAUAACAAAUAUAAUAAUGAAAAACUUUGCAAUUCUGUG
Manis pentadactyla (Chinese pangolin) is the source of this 7756-nucleotide messenger RNA. It is a transcript of the gene ZNF483, whose product is annotated as zinc finger protein 483. Gene Ontology annotation, molecular function: DNA-binding transcription activator activity, RNA polymerase II-specific; RNA polymerase II cis-regulatory region sequence-specific DNA binding. The transcript has 6 exons. The coding region runs from base 227 to 2479 and encodes 750 amino acids. Lineage: Eukaryota; Metazoa; Chordata; Mammalia; Pholidota; Manidae. Gene Ontology annotation, cellular component: nucleus. Gene Ontology annotation, biological process: regulation of transcription by RNA polymerase II. The record is from RefSeq and is a predicted model, not a curated record.